AAUACAACCACCCCCGCAGACAAAAUUAGUCAUGCCAUUUAUUUGACAACAGUUGAAACGGGGAUGUAACUGACGACUGUCCGAUCCCGAUUACGGCCAAAAUCAGCUCAGCGGAGAAUCGGGCCGGCGACAAUGUCGUCGAUUCAACGGCCACCAAACGACUCUUGGGACUACAUGCUACCAGGUCCACCUUCCCGCAACAACGGCGGAUCUGCCGACCUCCGUUCGACCGGACUUCUAGCCUACGCCGCCGGCAGCAGUGUUGCCAUAGUCGACUCACGCUCAAUGCAACUCGUAUCAGUCCUCCCGAUUCCUCCUCCGUCCGCCAGCACUGCGAAUUCCACCACAAGUUCCUCAACGUCUUCGUAUUUGUCUCCCUUUGUCACCGCCGUCCGUUGGUGCCCUACUCCGCUUCGCCUCGAUCUUCUCUCACAUGAUCCUACGUCUUCGCACUCCCACCUUCUUCUCGCCGCCGGCGACCGUCAAGGCCGUGUUUGCCUCCUUGAUCCACGCGUCAAAGCAUCUGCUCCUCUUUUCCUUCAAACCGAUCCGAACUCCAAAUUAGGUAUCCAAGACCUGUGUUGGAUCCAAUCCAGACCUGAUUCGUGGAUCAUUGCUGCCAUAACUGGAUCCUCGCUCCUCUCUCUAUUCGAAACAUCCACUGGGCGUUGCUUCUUCAAAUACGACGCCGCUCCGGAAACCUUCUCGUGCAUUAAACGUGAUCCCUUUGAUUCCCGCCAUUUCUGUGUUGUAGGUCUCAGAGGCUUCCUUCUAGCGAUCAAAGUUCAUGGCGACAAUUCGGAAUCGGACGUCGUAUUGAAAGAACUUCAAAUACCUACCGAUGUCUCUGAAUUGAAUAAGCUGGAGAGAGAUGCAGCUGCCGCUAGUACUUCCGGUUCAAUCAACAAUUCUCCGGCAAUGGCGUCCUUCCCCACCUACGUAGUGAAAAUCGCGUUUUCUCCACAUUGGAAGCACAUUUUGUAUGUGACUUUUCCAAGGGAAUUGGUUGUGUUCGAUAUGCAAUAUAAAACAGCUCUGUCUCGUAUCAAUUUACCUAGAGGAUGUGGAAAGUUUCUCGAUGUGUUGCCUGACCCAAGCUUGGAGGUGGUCUACUGUGCUCAUUUGGAUGGACGCCUCAGCGCUUGGAGGAGGAAGGAAGGAGAGCAGGUGCAUGUGAUGUGCAUGAUGGAAGAAUUGAUGCCCUCACUUGGCACCCCUAUCCCAUCUCCCUCAGUUCUUGCAGUUGUCAUCUCUCGAUCAGAUUCCACCCUGCAAAAUGUUCACAAGCAUCUUUCCGAUGGACAUCAUACUUCUUCACCUGCUAUGGAUUUUGACAACCCUUUCGAUUUUUGUGAUGAAACUCCAGUCAUUUCUAAAACCCAUCUGUUAUCCAUCUCUGAUGAUGGAAAAAUAUGGAACUGGCUUCUGACUGCUGAAGGCCCAACAGAGAAUCAAAAAGCUGCAUCAGAUGUCACCAUUGUUGCAGAAAUCAGUAAAGAUAAAGAUUCAUCUUUAGAUACAAAUUCUGGAUUGGAUUCUUCAUUUGGCUCUGUGAAAGAUGUAGUCAAACAAACAGAUAAGGAGAAUAUUAGAAAGGGUCGUCGAUCAUCCUCCAAAAAGAACAAGGAUGAGCUGUCACUAAAGAUCAGUUUGGUUGGACAGCUGCAUCUUCUUUCUUCAUCAGUGACUAUGCUGGCUGUUCCAUCCCCUUCUUUAACUGCCACUUUUGCACGAGGGGGAAACCAUCCUGCAGUAGCUGUUCCACUAGUUGCCUUGGGAACUCAGAGUGGUUCAGUUGACAUUGUUGAUGUUUCUGCAAAUGCUGUUGCUGCAAGUUUUUGUAUCCAUGAUACUGUUGUGAGAGGAUUAAGGUGGUUGGGUAAUACAAGACUAGUCUCAUUCUCAUACACUCAGGGAAAUGAGAAAACUGGUGGCUUUACAAAUAGGCUUGUUGUUACCAAUCUUCGAACUGGCCUUAAUCGAACAUUUAGGGUUUUACAAAAACCAGAACGUACUCCCAUAAGAGCUUUAAGGGCUUCAUCUUCCGGAAGGUAUCUUUUGAUUUUGUUUCGUGAUGCUCCUGUUGAGGUUUGGGCAAUGACAAAGACUCCAGUCAUGCUUAGGUCUUUGGCUCUUCCAUUUACAGUAUUGGAGUGGACUCUUCCUACUGUUCCAAGACCAACACAGACUGCAGCAUCUAAGCAAUCUGACACUUCUGCCCCUCCCGAAACAGACUCUAAUGGAGGUCAAGAAGAGUUUUCAGAGACUUUUGCAUUUGCACUUGUAAAUGGUGCACUUGGGGUGUUUGAAGUUCAAGGGCGAAGGAUCCGAGACUUCAAACCAAAGUGGCCUGUUUCUUCACUUGUUUCUUCCGACGGACCUGUUAGAGCUAUGGCCUAUCGUUUGCCUCAUGUGGUGAUGGGGGACAGGUCAGGUAACAUCCGGUGGUGGGACGUUACAACUGGACAAUCCUCCUCUUUCAACACUCACCGUGAAGGCAUUCGAAGAAUCAAAUUCUCACCCGUUGUUCCUGGAGACCGAAGCCGUGGACGUAUUGCUGUAUUGUUUAAUGACAAUACAUUUUCCGUUUUUGACCUUGAUUCACCAGAUCCAUUAGCUAACUCAUUACUACAGCCUCAGUUUCCUGGAACACUAGUGCUGGAACUUGAUUGGUUGCCUGUAAGAACUGAUAAAAAUGAUCCUCUGGUUUUGUGUAUUACUGGAGCAGAUAGUAGCUUUCGCCUUAUUGAAGUUAACAUUGAAAAAAGAUCUGGUUAUGGAGCUCAGUAUGGAUCAAUAAAGGAGCGGUUUCGACCAAUGCCUUUAUGUUCUCCUAUAUUACUUCCUACUGCACAUGCCUUGGCAUUGAGGCUGAUCUUGCAAUGUGGUGUAAAGCCUUCAUGGUUUAACACAUGCAGUACGAUUAUAAAUAAUAAAACUAAUGAAUUAUCAUUAGGAGAUCUUCGUAGCUAUUUAAUUGAUAUACCAACAAUUGGUGACACUGUUGUCCCAGAAUUGCUUCUUAAGGUGCUAGAGCCUUACCAGAGAGAAGGUUGCAUACUUGAUGAUGAAAUGGUGCAAGAGUAUGGUAGUAUAGUGAAUAAAGGUUCAGCUGCAAGGUUCUCUUUUUCAGCAGCAAUAUUUGGUGAAACAUCAGAGGCUUAUUUCUGGUUGCAAUUGCCUCAUGCACUUAACCACUUAAUGAACAAUUUAGCUAACAAGUCUCUACAAAAAGAAAAAGAAAAAGAAAAAACCCCUGUAAAAUCAUCGUCUGAAGAAAUUGAUGACGUGUCCUUGCUGACUAGGAUUUCCUCCAAGGGUAAAUCCGGAACUGGGUCAAGUAACACCAACACAGUGAGUGAUGGUGAACUUAAAUUAAUGGCUUUUGAGCAAGAAGAAUUAUGGGAAAGUGCUAAUGAGCGUAUUCCAUGGCAUGAAAAAUUAGAAGAUGAAGAAUCUAUUCAGAACCGUGUGCAUGAGCUUGUGUCGAUUGGUAACUUGGAAGGUGCUGUAAGUUUAAUGCUUUCCACUCCUCCAGAAAGCCCUUAUUUUUAUCCAAAUGCUUUGCGUGCUGUUGCUCUUUCAUCAGCUGUUUCAAGAUCUUUAAAUGAAUUAGCUGUAAAGGUGGUUGCAGCAAGUAUGGUGAGCACUGACAGGUCAUUAUCUGGCACACAUUUGCUAUGUGCUGUAGGGAGGUAUCAAGAAGCUUGUUCACAGCUACAAGAUGCGGGGUGUUGGACAGAUGCUGCAACAUUAGCAGCAACACAUUUAAAAGGAACUGAUUAUGCAAGGGUAUUACACAGAUGGGCUGAACAUGUCCUUCAUGCUGAACAUAACAUCUGGAGGUCCCUGAUAUUGUACAUAGCAGCGGGUUCAUUACAAGAUGCACUGGCAGCACUCCGUAGGGCCCAGCAACCGGAUACCGCCGCCAUGUUUAUAAUCGCGUGUCGUGAAAUUCAUGCCGAAUUUAUUGAAAAAUUAGAUUCUGGAAAAGAAUCGGAUUCUUUAAUUAAAGAAAAAUUGGUGGUUUUGCCGGGUCUAAACCCGGAAAAUGAAGAUGUAAUAGCUGCUGGUGAAUUGUACGGACAGUUCCAACAGAAACUUGUUCACCUUUGCAUGGACUCUCAACCAUUUAUAGAUUAAAUAAAUAAAUGCCAUAUGCUUUGUCUUACAGUAUACUUUUGGUAAAGCACAAGGUACAACUUGACAUUCAUUUUACAAAGUGGUAUACGACGUUAUAGAUUGAUAGUCAAUAUUUAUUUUUUGUUGUUGUAAGUAUGAGAAGAUGAUACGAUAUUGUGCAAUUUUGGACUUGUGUUCUUCGUGAUAUUCUGUAUCCCUUUGUUUUUGCUUGUUUGUGUUGAGUUGAAAUGUACGGAAAGGAAGAGUAUUUUGGGUUAAUUUUGUGUUGAGGAAUCAUUUGGGGUUUAAGAUUUGGCUGAAGAGGAC
This is a messenger RNA of Lactuca saligna, 4449 nucleotides long. Lineage: Eukaryota; Viridiplantae; Streptophyta; Magnoliopsida; Asterales; Asteraceae. The record is from the annotation of a GenBank genome assembly.